Molecule: messenger RNA, 1326 nt
Organism: Clonostachys rhizophaga
Lineage: Eukaryota; Fungi; Ascomycota; Sordariomycetes; Hypocreales; Bionectriaceae
Source: the annotation of a GenBank genome assembly
AUGGGACCUGCGGAAACUCACCUCGAGCAUGGGCUCGUGAAGCUCUACUGGGAUGGCGUCGAGCAUGAGCUCCCUGGGCUUUUGCACCUUUUCCAUCAGGAAGCACCGCCGGUAGUCACUGUCGACGACGGGAAGAUGGCCUCCGAGGACGGAGCCACGCAGAUGGACCUAACGGUGACUGUAGAGGAUGUUGAGAGAGCGGGAUCUCACUCAACCCCUCCCCAAGCUGCACAGGAGGAUGCUAUUUCCCUGAGGAACAGAGUCCGCACCCUCCUCCGCGCAUCAGAAUGGCUGGACAUUGAAAAAGUCGUCGAGGAUCGGGAACACGCCACAGUGCCACAGAAAGCCCAGGGUGUCACAAACGUCUCUAAUCCCACCCGAAAUGAGAAGAUGGCAAAGAAAAGGCCAUCUGCCGGGAGACGACUAUUUGAGCGGAUGAGGCGCGUGAGAUACUCCGUCAUUCGGAGUACGUAUGGGAGGGGCAAGUCUCCCUAUGCCGCGAUGCACAUGGCUUUGCGUAUUGGAACAGUCAUGUUCGAGAAUGGUGUAGCCCACACGGAUGGAGGCGUGGUGAUUUCAAGUCGACUUUCACCACAUCCGGAUCAGGCAACCCUUCGCUCUUCAGAAAACACCAGAGCACUUCUCUUGACCGGAAAGAAGAGGAAACUCGUCUUCAGCCAAUCACGGAACCCGGCCCAGCAAUGGAACAACACGGCGAUGAAGCAGGUUUCCGGGAAUGACUUUUGCGGUCUGUUUGAUGCAAAGAACGAGAACAAAGUCAUCGACGCAUUCAUCCAAGAGAGUCUCAACGUCAAGGAAAGUUGUACUGGGAAUGUCUGCUCAUGUGAAAGAGACAAAAUCUAUGCAGGCACCAUUCGGGUCCUGAACGAACUCAAGCGGUAUCUUGGGCCAAGAGUCAGACUCUAUAUGAGCACAGUGGCGAGCCGUCUUCUCGACCCCUCCGUCCGCUUAGCAUGGCACCCAGACAAUAACAACUGCCAAGCUUUUUGCGAGAGCCUGAUCGACAGUUCCAUCUUCCGGCUGUCGUUCACCUCGAACGAACCGAUCAGUUUCGGGGGCGGGGAAAGCACCGCGCUAAACCCCUUCGUCGACAACUCGGAUCGGUUGAAAGAAGUUACACGUGAUUCUCGGCUUGAUACUUCUGGUGGUCUUGCCGAGUUUCUGUCGACCAUCAACCCAGAGUCGAAGCGAGGCUCUGAAGCGAUGGAUCAGCUCACGCAAGUGAAAACCAAGAAUCUUUCCAUCCACCUUCAUCGUCCAUCCCGCACUAGGAACAAGAACUCCAUACACGAGCUAGUACAAUAA